AUGGGACAGACUAAUGCAACCUCCUGGAGGGGCUUUGUCCUCCUGGGCUUCUCUAACUUUGGGGAGCUGCAACUCCUAUUUUUUGCAUUGUUCCUCUCCCUCUAUCUUGUCACCCUGACCAGCAAUAUUUUCAUUAUUAUAGUCAUCAGGCUGGAUAGCCAUCUUCACAUGCCAAUGUACCUCUUUCUUUCUUUCCUAUCUUUCUCUGAGACAUGCUACACCUUGGGUAUCAUCCCCAGAAUGCUCUCUGGCUUGAUCCUGGGGGACCAGGCCAUCUCUUAUCUGGGCUGUGCUGCCCAGAUGUUCUUCUCUGCCUCAUGGGCUUGUACCAAUUGCUUUCUCCUGGCUGUCAUGGGCUAUGACAGAUAUGUGGCCAUCUGUGCUCCACUGUACUAUGCCAGCCGUAUGAACUCUAUCCUUUGUGCCCAGCUCAUUGGCAUCUCCUUCCUGAGUGGAUACCUCUUUGGCCUGGGAAUGACAUUGAUUAUUUUCCACCUCCAAUUCUGCAGCUCCCAUGAGAUCCAGCACUUUUUUUGUGAUACACCACCAGUGCUAAGCCUGGCCUGUGGGGAUACAGACCUGAGUGAGAUUGGCAUUCUCAUCCUCAGCUUGCUGGUCCUCCUGGUCUCCUUCUUCUUCAUCACCAUCUCCUAUGCCUUCAUCCUGGCAUCAAUACUUAGAAUACCCUCCACUGAAGGGAAAAAGAAGACCUUCUCCACAUGUGCUUCACAUCUCACAGUGGUCAUUGUUCACUAUGGCUGUGCCUCCUUCAUGUACUUGAAGCCCAAAGCCAGUUACUCUCUUGAGCGAGAUCAGCUUAUUGCUGUCACUUAUACUGUGGUGACUCCUCUCCUCAACCCCAUUGUAUAUAGUCUAAGGAAUAGAGCUGUGCAGACAGCUCUGAGAAAAGCUUUCCAAGGAAGAUUGCUGGGUAAAGGAUGA
Molecule: messenger RNA, 942 nt
Organism: Pteropus alecto (black flying fox)
Lineage: Eukaryota; Metazoa; Chordata; Mammalia; Chiroptera; Pteropodidae
Product: olfactory receptor 10Z1
Exons: 1
Coding region: 1-942 (313 amino acids)
Biological process (GO): G protein-coupled receptor signaling pathway
Cellular component (GO): membrane
Molecular function (GO): olfactory receptor activity; G protein-coupled receptor activity
Source: RefSeq, a predicted model, not a curated record